This is a messenger RNA of Motacilla alba alba, 14208 nucleotides long. RefSeq names its product phosphatidylinositol-4-phosphate 3-kinase catalytic subunit type 2 alpha (gene PIK3C2A). Gene Ontology annotation, biological process: phosphatidylinositol-mediated signaling; cell migration; phosphatidylinositol-3-phosphate biosynthetic process. Gene Ontology annotation, molecular function: 1-phosphatidylinositol-3-kinase activity; 1-phosphatidylinositol-4-phosphate 3-kinase activity; phosphatidylinositol binding. Lineage: Eukaryota; Metazoa; Chordata; Aves; Passeriformes; Motacillidae. The transcript is spliced from 33 exons. Gene Ontology annotation, cellular component: plasma membrane; cytoplasm; phosphatidylinositol 3-kinase complex. Bases 6250 to 11358 code for a protein of 1702 amino acids. The record is from RefSeq and is a predicted model, not a curated record.
UCCUGCACCUUUGUUAGCACAAGUAACCUCCCACUUCAGCUAUGCUGUUGUUGGGGGAUGGAUGUGGAAGCAAGAUGCAGUCAAAAGAAAAGCGUUUGGAAGAAAAGGAGACUCUGGUGGUCUUUCUACUCAUUGUAUUACUUACUACAAGCCUGGAACUAGAGCAUAGCACAGUUAAACUGAUUUGUAGUAAAGAUGCAGAGGUUUUAACUGAUAACAUUGCAUGUUUAAUGCAGAUCUCUUCCCAAAGGGAACUGAAAAUGUAAGAAAAAAUGUCUGAUGUUUGUACAAGAUGUUGUGCAAUACUUGCUUGGAAUAUAAGCUGUGUUCAGGAGUAGUAGUGAUGGAUGAUUUAUGAAGAAUCCAAAGGGGAAGCAGAAAUGGGGCAGGGGAAAUGAAAUCAGACAGACAAAAGUAUUUUUGUAUGGUUUUGUUGGCUUUGAAGGCAGUUGUGUGCUUCAUUCUCCCAGCCCUGAGAGUGGGCCUGUAAAAACUUUAUGUAUCUGGGAGAAAGAGAAGUUGCUUAAAUUUGCCUCACUUGGCAUUUUUGUGGGAGGGGGAGAAAGGGAUUAUAAUUCCCACUGAAUUCUGGUUUUUUUUUGGGGUUGUGUUUGUUCUUUUGUAAAAGCAAGUUGGAGAAAAACUGGUAAGAAUGAGGGACCAGUGAAAGAAAGCUGUGUAGAAGAUAAAGGCAGAGGGAGAGAACACAGGCAGAAAUGACAAAUACUGGAAGUUAAAUGACCUUUUGGGGAGAGGAUCACAAACCAGAUAAGUAAUAGAUUAUUUAGAGUCUCAUCUUCUUAAAUGAUGUGCUGUAUUUGAAUAUUAUUUUACAUCUCUUAGAGAUGAUUGUUUAUGAAAAAUACAAAUGAAAUCUCAGGAAAUAUUUACUAUUUUGAUUGAUUUAAUAGAAUAGAUUUAUCUUAAUUACAGUGCAUUAGUAACCCUGAUUUAUGUACUUGAGGUUCCUCUUUCCUGUGAGUUAUUGCUGUCAUGCCUGAGAACUCAAACAUAAAGAUUCAUCAGGACAUAUAAUCAUUGUAUGGAAAUUGAUUAUUUAGUGUUUUUUAUCUGAUUUGAGUCGCUCUCUGUGUACUAACAAAGAAAAUUGAAUGCCUUAAGUGGAAAAUGAUGCAUUUCAAAAUGUCAAGAAAAAAAAAUUACUUUCUGAUUCUGUGUUCUUUUGUUUCUUUCUUCUCAAACUAAAUUGAAACUGGUGAUGUUUCUUAGUGUUGCUGUUGUAUUUGCUGCCUCUCUGGAGACACUUGGAUUAAAAUGUUGUUUAAGGAAUAAAAAUGCUGAGGUGAUGUUUUGGAAGGCUUUUUUUGUUGUUGUCUUAGGCUUUGAUGUGGGACCAAAACCAGACGGUAUGGGGUUAUUUAGAAAAAUGAAUGCUAGAUUUGAAUUUUAUUAGAGCAGGAUUACAUGUUGUUUGUCUUCUAAACUCUUGAACAGCUCUUAAGGCUGCCUUGUGGGAGCUUCAAAAAUUGCAGUGAAGUAGCACUGGUGGGUAGGCCAGUUUAAGUCCAACACUGACAUGACUAAAAUUCAUAAAAUACAACAUCAGCCUUAAAGACAUUCAGGUGAAGAUCUUCCUUUUUUUGUUGUUUUUGUUUUAGAAGUGUUGCCUUUUAAUGUCUGCAGUCAGUACAGAAAUUAUUUGGUGUUUAUUUGUUUUGAGGAUAAUACAACAAACUUAAAAAGGAGAGAGAGUUACACAAAUGUAAGUUGUUGGCUUUAUGGAUGUGUAACUGUGUAAACAUUAUUCUAUUUUAAGCAGAAGAUGUGGAUGUGUAAUUAAUUACCAGAACCAGGGUUCAGUCUUUAUCAUCAAUAAAAUUAGUCAUCUAAUACAGCAUCAUCCAGCCCCUUUGUAGGUGAGGAGGUUGGUGUGAUGUAAGUUUGUGAGAAGAAUGGUGAAGUUGUUUCCAGACUGGACAGGGAAGGGAAGGAGGAAAUGUUUCAAAGCGUGCCAUUAAUGAUAAGCCUCACUUAAGCUAUAAAAGUUUUAGAAUGAAAUGCUUUCGUCAAUGCUCACAUAAAAAAAAAAAGUUAUGAGAAGCAUUACUUCAAUCUGUAACUUUGUGGAAAUGCAGCCUGAAAGUAUUUCCAAAGAUUAAGCUGUCCAAGUUAUGGUGACUUCAGAGGGAAGAAAUGGAAGUAAGAGGGAGAAGGUAUGUAUGCAUGUUUCAUGUAACUUGUAAUUUGAAGUUACAAACAAAACAUGACUUACAAAAACCCAACCACAGCUUGCAGUGUGUAGUGCGUGAGGACCUUGAGGUGUUUGUGCUAAGGGAAUGUCACUGGUUCAGAUCUGGAGGUUGUUUAGUGCAUGGUGACCCAGAGGAAAUAAUGGAGGUUGCAGGCAUCAGUGUUGUAGUUUGUAAGGGACUGAUCAAGAACAGGUCAUCAAUAACUGAUCUGAUCUUCUGCUUAGGUUUUAGUCACAGCAGAGGAGCAGAGCGUGGUGACAGUGCUGUUAUAAGGUGGGAGCUGGAGGUUUGCCACAGUUCAGCAUCCACCUGAACAGGCUCCUGAUGAAAAAGUUCAUCAAGAGUCUACAUUUAAAGAAGUUACCUCAGGAUUCAGGAAGUACUCAAGUGCCAAAUUAGUGGAGACUAGAAGGGUAUUUUGAGGAAGUGUUUGUGUUGGUUUAGCUUUUUCCCAUUUGCAUUUCCAAAGCCACCUUUAGAGACGAGAUAAGGAUGAGAUGAACCUUUGGUCUGAGCGUAGCCACCCUGUUCAGUUCUCUGCCUGUGUACUGUAAAAAAACCAAACCCAAACAAACCCUGUAAUUGUUGAAUCAAUACAUGUGAUAAGCAUUUAGUAUUUUCUGAUGGAUAAAGCACGGAGGUACACGUGAACGGUGCAUUUCUUCUGUCAGUUAGUAAUCAGCAAUUCUGCUCAAUCUCCUGUGAAUAUGAGGUGUGCUGGUUAUAUCUGAAACUGUGCAAGUUUCCUGCCUGGGGGGAAACACAGCUGCUGAAGCAAGUGGUGGAAAUAAUUUGGCUACUGCAGCAGAAUUGCAUUAGGUUAGACUGGUAGGGUGAUACUAAUACAGUGAUACAGAGUGAAGUGUGGGCCACAGCUGAGGUGUCAAUGUUUCCUCCCCAUGCCUGUUGUUGGUGAUGUUUUGUUGGAGGUGUAUGCUGUGCGCUGCUGCACAGCGAGUAAAAUAGGAUCUCUGUGGGGGAGGGUUGUUUUCAUCUCCCUGUGCUAACAGCCUCUGUACCUUGCAUCAUGAGCUUCCUGCAUUUUGCUGUGUUUUCAGUGUUUUGUGACACACGGAGGGUAUCUGCAGGGCUUACUUCAGGCACAUAAUUUAGGAAAAAUUGGGGUUUUAAGAUGGUCCUCUCUCUAUGGUGCAGAAUAUUACAGAAAUAUAUGGAAGGUGUUUAGGCAUCUCUGUUGUGGUAAUUAAAGCAGACAGCACAUUUGUUUCUUUCUUCUUUCUCUGUUCUACCUACACUAGACAAUUUCUGUGGUUUUGAUAAAAUUGGAUAUGUGGUUUAAAAUGUUGUCUGUCUUUCGUUUAGUACCACUGGGAUCAGGCUUAAUGCAAAUACUAGUUUAUCUACAUGCUCCAGGUAAUUUGUUAUGCUCUGCUGGGGUCAGGCCCCACAGUGCAUGAAUAACUAAGGUCCCUUCCAGCCUUAAUUGUUCCAUGAAAGUGAUAUUCCAGAAUAAAAUUACUUUGCAAGUCCGGAAUUACUGCACCAAUUAUUCAGCUGGGGAAUCAAAAUAUUUGGGACAAUGACCUCGCUUAAAGGAUAGGAAAAAGCCUUCCCUUAAGCCAGCAGCUAAUGUUGAUUCUUCUUGAAAGUUUGUAUUGCCUGAGUGUUUUCAAGUAGCCUUUGAAAAGUAGGAUUGGUGGAGGGAUUGUGUACGUCAGGGUGACGUGGAGAAAAGCACCACUAAAGAGGUGUCUGUAGAGCAAGGGAACCAGUACGAAGGUUUAAAAAGCAGACUUUUGAAACAGGAGGAGUGGAAUUGAGAGCAUUGUUCUGUAAGGAGAAACGUUGCAACAGAACUAGAAUUCCUAGCCUUUGUCAAACAAUGAGGGUAAUAAGCUUGGCUGUAAGGCAUGGAAAAAACUAUCUUGGCCAAGUGCAUCGGAAUGGAACAGCCUGGGAUGCCAUCAGUUUCAUUCUUGCUCUUUUCUGGUACCUGCAUCCAGAAAAUACUGGACAGGAAUAGGAUAGGAGGAUGCUGUUAGAGAGCUGAGAACAGAAUAGGGAGAAAUACAGGGAUGCAAAGUUUGGUGAGUAGUUCUACAGCUGAUGAAACCCAUGCCAAGCUUCCUGUUCAUUUGUGUCUUCCGCUGAUUGGCUUUAAGGACUUCUUGCCAUGAUUAAAUCAUUUGUAAAGUUUAUCCUGGUGAAGAAUCUGCAGUGUCCAGUUAUAGGAGCUCAUGCUACAGUUUUUUUUCUAGCUAUGACACCCAGUGUUCUUGGCAGGGUCAGGGUUUUUGUUUUUAUGAAACUUACAUGGAAUUAAAUUAUCUUCAUGACUCCCAUCUCUUAACAGACCUAAAUGGAGUGAUGGUUAGGUUCAGAAUUUGAGGGGAGAAGUAUAAUAGCAGAAAUGUGCUGAGUAAGCUUGCAAACCUGCUGUACCAAAUCUGCCUGUACCCACAUCUACUGAUGGAAGGGCUUGCAGUAGCCAGUGGUGCAGACCAUUGCAGGGAAGAGUGUGGCCAUGGGAAACACAUGAUCUGUAGGUAUCUGUAGCUGCCCUCACUGAGAUCUGCCUGGAACAUCAUGACAGAUGCAUCCAUGUUUUGUCUCUCUUGAAACAUUGAUCAAAACCUGAAGAUUAAAAUUUAACAGCAGCUACAAAGCGUGCCAUGUCUACUAAUGAUCCUCUGCACAGUGUCCUGGGUGAAAAUUGAUUUCAAUAGUUCAUAAAUUUUUAUAAGCACUGAAACAGCUGAGGGUGGAUUUUUCAAGGGAUUUGUUGCUGAUGUUGAAAGACCUUAAAGGCUGAGACUUCCUGUUCUAGUGCUAGAAACAUCCUAUUCUUGCCUAGCCCUUGAGAUCAAAGGUUUUGUGAUGAAAUUGUACUUUUUAGGCGUAAAUGAAAUUUCAAAAUCAGACUGAAGAGAUGCAGUUCCUGCUUAGGUAUUUAUGAUCUGAAUUAUUUGAGCAAAACAAAUGAAAUGAGUGUUGGUUCAGGGGUUUGUGCCCAAUUAAAAAUUGCAGCUGUAUUUGAGCUAGUAAAAUUGUCUUUGAAGGUUCUGUAGAUAUGAGCUGAAACAAAAUGGAUUCAAUUUUCUAGUUAACUGUGUUAAUCUCAUAUGUAGGGAGGCACUCAUAUGUAGGGAGGCGAAUUUUAAUAAAAUGACUGGAUUAGAGAAGCUACUAGGUUUUUAGUGGAAAGAUAGUGUGAUAGAACUGUAUAACUUUAACACUGACCUUUCAGAACUGUUUGUUAUUGAGAAAACCUCCAGUUUAAACCUAACGUUAUUUAAAAAGAAUAACAGCCUUACUUCAAGAAGUCAUGUCAUGCUCAGGUUUUUUUCUCAGUUUUUAGCAAUCUGAAUGCAUCUGGCUGAGAGGGCUUCUGAACAUCAAAGUUCUUGUCUUUUUUGUUUCUUUUUUUUGGUAAGGAGUUUUCCUGCUGUGGCAAAUGUCUGGAUAUGAAUUCCUUCGCAGAUGAUUAAUAUUUUCCACAGUAUAUUACUGCUGUCAUAUUUUGCUAAGUUUUCCCUGGUUUCCCAUAAAACUGCUACUGUCUCUGGUAUGCAGGCAAGAUUUGUUAAUUCCUAAGUUAGCUAUGAUCCAAUGUGAGGCAAAUGCUUCAAGUAUUUUUAUUUUUGUUUUCUUUAAUGGCAAAAUAACCUCAAAGUUACUUUGAAAAUUGCACUUGUUUUGAGGAAGCGCUGGCUACUGUAUGCCAAGGCCUUGCUUUAUAAGGAAUGCAGGAAAUGGCCUGACUUGUUAUCAUUGCUUCUGUAUUUAGUGCUUGGACUCCAGGGAAUUCAUGUGCACUGAUUUCUGAUAGCUAUAAAGUACUUCUUGUAAAGAAAUUAGCAAAUUAUAUGUUCUGUGCUUGCGUAGAACAAAUUAUAAAUAGGGUAUUACAAGCCUUGGGUGUUUUUGAAAAGAAUGCUGUGCAACUCAUCUGAAAUAGAGAAGAAUGGUAACAUGGACAUGAGCAGAUGGUGAGAUUACCUCUGCUUAAGGUCUGCUAAAUCCGCUCUGAAGCCAAGGGUAGACAACCAGUGCAAGAGAAGUGCUGCUGCUUUACAUGGACAUCUGCUCUUGCGGCAUGGCCCAGAUAUCCAGCAGCAAUGGAUUCAAACAGCGCUCCUCACCUUCUCUGUCAGCCCCAAGGUCAAAAGAUGUGGACAAAGAGGAGGCACUGCAGAUGGAAGCUGAGGCAUUAGCCAAGAUGCAGAAAGAAAGAGGUAUAGCUGGUAAUAAACAAACCUUUCAUUCUUUAAGCAGCCCCAGACAAAAAGCACAGACUCAUAACAAGCAGGACCAUGAUCUCAUGGUGUUUCCAGAGGCUGAUGCCAAGAGCAUGGAAGAUAAACUAAGUACCAUUGACAUAGAGAAGCUUACUCAUGCUGAACUAGAGAAACUGCUGCUGGAUGACAAUUUUGAAUCUAGUAAAGUACCUACGUUACCAACAAGUCCUAUUUUGAGCCCAUCUGUGUCUUCACAAUUUUAUCUUGGGCCCACGGGUCAGAGGAGACAGUGGACACCUGGAAUACCAGCACCUGUGACAUGCACUUUACCUCCUAUUUACACCUCAGCUUCUUACACAAAACAGACUGGUUUAUUUCAGAAUGGGUUCCAUCCAAGUAUGUCGUCCUAUCCCCCUAGAGAGCCUAUUUAUCUUGGUCUUCCUAGACAGUCACAAUACAUUUCCUACCCCCUGGCAGCUACCACACCUUUCCAUCCACAUGGAGGCCUGCCUUUGUACCCUCCAGUACUCACACCAGAAAUGGCAAAAGUAUUUGACAAAAUUGCAAGCACUUCAGAAUUCCUGAGGAACGGGAAGUCGAGCACGGACCUAGAAAUGACUUCCAUAAAGUCUGCGGUGUCCAGCCUGCCGGCCUCGGAGAGCUGCGGGGAUGUCAGUAAAUUCGACUGGCUGGAUUUGGAUCCUCUGAGUAAACCAAAAGUGGACACUGUGGAGACUCUAAACAAGGCAGAGGGUGAUGGAGAGACGCCUUCAAGUAUGACUGCUGAAGAUCCGUGGGAUGCUGUUCUGUUGGAAGAAAAGCUGUUACUAACUUGUCAUCUGGAAAGAAAGGUUAAUGGGAAAUCUUCUGGAGCCACAGUCACAAGGAGUCAGUCCUUAAACAUGAGAACAACUCAGCUUGCAAAGUUACAGGGCCAAACAUCACAGUUGCAGAAAGACAAUGGGACCACUGGCACGCUGACAGAAAACGUGCUUCUCCAAGCAAUUGAAGGGCAGAAUCAAGAACUGUCAGCUUUUUCUGAAGCAGUUACGAAACUGAGGACCAAGUUUCCUUACACUGAUCAGCAAACAAACCCAGGUUUUGUGCUGAGUCCAAUCAUGCUGCAAAGAAAUAUAAGCGGGGAGAGUGCCAGUAUCAAGGUUUCAAUAGAAAUCGAAGAAUUCCAGCAACCAGUAACUUUCACAUGUGAUGUGAGUUCCCCUGUUGAGCUUAUAAUAAUGCAGGCACUCUGCUGGGUGCAUGAUGACUUGAAUGAAGUGGACAUUGGCAGCUAUAUCCUGAAAGUCUGUGGCCAAGAAGAAGUUUUACAGAACAAGCACUGCAUAGGAAGUCACGAGUACAUCCAGAACUGCCGGAAGUGGGACACGGACAUCAGCCUGCAGCUCCUGACCCACAGCGGGAUGUGCAGCGACCUGGCACGGACAGAAGAUGAUGACAAGACACCUGUACAUCUAACCAAACACCUCUGCAAAGUAGAAAAGCCUUUCAGAGAGCCUAUCAUAAGGUCUUCCAUUGAAGAGCUUCUUGAGGUGUAUCACAAGCAAGUUAACAUAGCCCUUAAGAAUGAGAACCAGCACAAAGCAGUAGAUCAUGUAAUUAAGACUGUCAGAAAAAUCUGUUCUACAUUGGAUUGUGUAGAGACUCCUGCAAUAACGGAAUCAGUGAAGAAGCUCAGGAGAGCUGUUAAUCUCCCAAGGAUUAAAAAUGCUGAGGUAUCCUUAAAAUGUGGUGAUGACAAUAGCAAGAGCCCCUCUGGUUCACUGCAGCCUGAACACCCUCUGAAAGUGAGUCUAGACCAGUUAACAAGAGCAGUUGAAGCCCUUCUGCAGCUCCACACGAAUUCCUGUAGCAGUUCAGCAGCAAUUUCUCCAGAACAGACUAAGAGUACCAAGGAAGCUUGGACUGCCACAGAACAUCUCCAGUUCACAAUAUUUGCUGCUCAUGGAAUUUCUUCUGGUUGGGUGUCAAAUUAUGAAAAAUACUACUUGAUUUGUUCUCUGACUCAUAAUGGAAAAGAUCUCUUCAAACCUGUUCAGUCCAAGAAGGUUGGCACAUACAAGAACUUCUUCUACUUGAUUAAAUGGGAUGAACUAAUAAUUUUCCCCAUCCAGAUUUCACAGUUGCCUUUGGAAUCAGUCUUACGUCUGACUUUGUUUGGAAUCCUAAAUCAAAGUAGUGGGAGUUCCCCUGACUCAAAUAAGCAGAGAAAGGGCCCAGAAAAUUUGGGUCAGGUUUCUCUACCUCUAUUUGAUUUUAGGCGAUUGUUAACUAGUGGGACAAAGCUGUUGCAACUGUGGACCUCAUCACAUCCGCAUCAUGUGUCAGGGAUGACCAGUAAGAAAGGAAAUAUGGAAAGAAUAGUAUUGCAGAUUGAUUUCCCAUCCCAUGCUUUUGAUAUUGAAUAUAAAAUUCCUCAAGCUACAAAGACUACUGUGCAUCAUUCUGUAGAAACAUUAGAAAAACCAUUGAGAGAACGUCUUCUUGCCAUUCUCUCCAAGGAUAGCACCAUUGGGCUGUCGAAAGAAGAUAAAGAAUUUUUGUGGGAGAAGAGACAUUAUUGUUAUAGCCAUCCUAAUAGCCUACCAAAAAUACUGGUUAGUGCCCCUCACUGGGACUGGGCAAGUCUUCCAGAAAUAUAUUCAUUACUUCAGAGGUGGCCUCCUUUAUCACCCUUAGCUGCACUGGAACUGCUUGAUUCAAAGUUUGCUGAUCAGGAAGUACGAAAUACAGCUGUGAACUGGAUAGAGACAUUGAGUGAUGAUGAGUUAACAGAUUUCCUCCCUCAGUUUGUGCAGGCAUUGAAGUAUGAAACCUACCUUGACAGUGCACUUGUGAAAUUUCUUUUGGCUCGGGCACUGGGAAGCAUUCGGAUUGCACACUACCUGUACUGGCUUCUUAAGGAUACACUGUAUGAUACAAAGUUUGGUGUAAGGUAUGAGCAAAUUCUUGGAGCUUUUCUUUCAGUCUGUGGAAAAAGGCUGAGGGAAGAGCUGGAGAAGCAGACCAGGCUAGUGCAGCUCUUUGGAAUGGUAGCAGAAAGAGUAAAGCAAACGAGUGGAUCUGCUCGGCAGGCUGCCUUGCAAAAUGGCAUGGAGCGUGUGCAGUUGUUUUUCUUGAAGAACAAAUGCCGUUUGCCUCUCAAUCCCAGUCUUGUGGCAAAAGAGUUAAAUAUUAAGGCCUGUUCUUUCUUCAGCUCCAAUGCAGUACCACUCAAAGUUGCACUGAUAAAUGCUGACCCGCUGGGAGAAGAAAUUAAUGUGAUGUUUAAGGUUGGAGAAGAUCUGAGGCAAGAUAUGUUGGCUUUACAAAUGAUUAAGAUCAUGGAUAAGAUCUGGCUGCAGGAGGGACUGGAUCUAAGGAUGGUUAUCUUCAAGUGUCUCUCAACUGGAAAAGACCGAGGCAUGGUAGAGCUUGUUCCUGCCUCAGAUACACUUAGGAAAAUUCAAGUGGAAUAUGGAGUGACAGGUUCUUUUAAGGACAAGCCUCUGGCUGAAUGGUUGCGGAAGUAUAAUCCUACAGAGGAGGAGUACGAAAAGGCUUCAGAGAACUUCAUCUACUCUUGUGCAGGAUGCUGCGUAGCCACUUACGUCCUGGGAAUCUGUGACCGCCACAAUGAUAACAUAAUGCUCCGGAACACCGGGCAUAUGUUCCACAUCGACUUUGGGAAGUUUCUGGGACAUGCACAGAUGUUUGGUAGCUUUAAAAGGGAUCGAGCUCCUUUUGUGCUGACAUCAGAUAUGGCUUAUGUCAUUAACGGUGGGGAAAAACCCACAAUUCGCUUUCAGCUCUUCGUGGAUCUCUGUUGCCAAGCUUACAACUUGAUAAGGAAACAUGCCAGCCUCUUCCUUAACCUACUUUCAUUGAUGCUUUCUUCUGGGUUACCAGAACUAAGUGGGGUUCAGGACUUGAAGUAUGUCCAGGAUGCUCUCCAGCCCCAAACAACAGAUGCAGAAGCCACCAUUUUCUUUACCAGGCUGAUCGAAUCCAGUCUGGGAAGCGUUGCCACAAAGUUCAAUUUCUUCAUUCACAACUUGGCUCAGCUACGUUUCUCAGGUCUGCCUUCCAAUGAUGAGCCCAUCCUGUCGUUUUCUGCUAAAACCUAUUCUCUCAAACAAGACGGCCGAAUCAAACAAGUGUCUGUGUUCACGUAUCAGAAGAGAUACAACCCAGAUAAACACUAUAUCUAUGUAGUGAGAGUUUUGAGAGAAGGGCAAGUUGAGCCAACAUUUGUCUUCCGAACAUUUGAUGAGUUCCAGGAGCUCCACAAUAAACUUGGCAUUCUCUUUCCUCUUUGGAAGUUACCGGGCUUUCCUAAUAAGAUGGUUCUGGGAAGAACACAUAUCAAAGAUGUAGCAGCCAAAAGAAAAGUGGAGCUCAACAGCUACAUACAGAGCCUGAUGAACAGUUCUCCAGAGGUGGCAGAAUGUGAUCUUGUUUAUACUUUUUUCCAUCCAUUACUUCGUGAUGACAAAGUGGAAGGAAUAGAUGGAAUAGCCAGACCUGCAGAUACAAGUCCAUCAAGUCCUACCUCAGGCAAAGUGGGAGGAGAGGUGAAGCUAUCCAUAUCCUAUAGAAAUAGCACUCUAUUUGUCAUGGUGAUGCACAUCAAAGACCUGGUUACAGAAGAUGGUGCAGAUCCAAAUCCCUAUGUGAAAACCUAUUUACUUCCAGACACGCACAAAACAUCCAAACGCAAAACCAAAAUCUCCCGGAAGACAAGAAACCCAACUUUCAAUGAAAUGCUCGUGUACAGCGGAUACAGCAUGGAGACUCUGAAACAGAGGGAGCUUCAGUUAAGCGUGCUCAGUGCAGAAUCGUUACGUGAGAACUUCUUCCUGGGUGGAAUUACACUCCCCCUGAAGGACUUCAACUUGAGCAAGGAGACUGUUAACUGGUAUCGACUGACUGCUGUACCCUACCUGUGAACUCAGUGAGACCAGAACAGUUGUAUUCACUUGUGCUUUGUGCAUCUUCCUACUUGAAGAUAACCUGUACAUCUAAAAACAAGAGACUCUCCAUUUCAACAGAUAUGUCGGACCAAUGUUCAGGUAGCCUAAUUUGGAGGAUUGCAAGAAAACCUGGUUUAUACCCAUGUGAUGUUAUCCAAGCAUCGUUUGUAAGCAUUUAAGAGUUGUGGGUAAAGGAAGGGGUUUUUAAACCAUCGUGGAAGUGGGAUGAGCAGUUUGACCAUGCUGGUUGGUUGAACCAUAACUCAAUCAUUAGGCCUGUGGAUGCAGUGCAUUUUUGCUUUUAAUUUGUUGUCUCUGUUGUGUCAUCUAUGACACGAUGCUGGAGAACAUCAAAGAAAUUGCUUAUUUUAGGAUUACAUUCACACUACUAACGAGAAAUCACAGAAACAGCGACAGGUAAACUUUUGGUGUCUGCACACACACCUGUAGAAAUGAAGGUUGAAGGGCUGGAAGAAUUCCUUAAAAACAUUUAAUUCCAGAUUCAUGCUUCUCUGAGACUUAUUGGAGUGAGUGCCAAUAGUGGAAGUUGUAAAUAAUGGUGCCUUAUAAUUCAAUGCUUCUCUUUUACCUCAUUUCUGGUAUUUAAAUAUGUAUACGUAUUAACUUUGAGCUCCUUAUACAGGGGGAACAUUCUCAUAUUUGAUACCUUGCAGGUCCUACUGGAAGCCCUUUCCCAGGAUGUGUUAUUUACAGAUAGCAUCACUUAUACUGAUCUUCACAGUUUGUUCAACUUAAAUUGAAGGUUUUUUUCUACUCCAUCUUCUACCCAUGGUCUCCAAAAAUUGAAUGAAGACUGGCUGAAUGUGGUACUGUAGGAAAUGUACCCAGCCUCUCAGUGGGGGUUUUUGUUGUAAUUUCUAGAACUUUUCAAUACUGCAGUGAUUAAGUGUGGAACAGAUUCAAACACUAAUCCAAAGUGGCAUUUGCAUCUGUGCUUCCAGGGAAAGGGUGGCCUCUAAUUGAAAAGCACCACUGCUGGCUGAAUUGCAGGCCAGAAAUUAGUUCAUAUUAACAGCUUUGAGAGAGGAAUUUGGCUGGGCUUUUUUUUCCUUUAGCAGUUCACAGCAAUACUGUUUUUCACUCCCAGUAAGAAGUACUCCCACUAAACUACUUCAUUCCAAGGAACAUUAGAUUUGAAUACAUUGUGACAGAGGAGUGCAAAUGUCACUAUCUCCCGUUAAUACCACUGGAUACUUAAUUAGGCCUUUCUGCACUACAGGUGUCACCUUUUUGUUCACCUUAUUUGGGAUUUAGGAUGUUCGUGUUCUGUGUAAGCAAAGCUCUAAAGUUGCACAGUUCUUUAGUACAAAAUCGUGAAGCAAACUUCUAAAGUGAAUAUGCAACUAUGAAUAAGGAGACAAUACAGGGAAAGCUUCUAUCUACCCAACACUAAAAACCCAUUUUAUAAUCCAAUUUUCCUUCCCCUGCUACUGACCAAUCUCCCUUCAACAAAGAAGAGAGAAGUAAACUUGAAUCUCCUGGUGCCUAAAUGAUUCACGGUCCAAUUUCAUAGGAGUUAUUGCAAUUAAAAAGCUAAUAAUACCUUGAAUGUUAGAAACUGGGCCAAUACUAAUGGGCGCUAACAAAUCCCAGUCGUAGUAGGCAUCCUCUGCAUAUUUUUCAUUUAGUAUAUAGCCUGUAAAUAAUAAACUAUAUAACUAACUAGAUGUAUUUCCUGCUCACUUGAUGCUUUUGAGACUUACUCCAUUCCAUCAUUAGAAUCACAAGUCACUUAAACACAGGAAAGUAGACUACUGUUUUUGUGAAACGUUCCAUUGUGAAAUAAAAUGAAAGCAAUAUGGACUGCCUUUUUUGCAGUUUGCUAUUAAAGCACAGUGUCUUACAGCACAAAAUACAAUUAAACUAAAAUCAUUUAAAAGUUACUUGCAGUUUUAACAGUUGUCUGGACUGAAAACAAAGAGAAGUAUAGUACUGUAUUAUUGUUAGCACAUGUCCUGACUUCUGAUUUAAUCUUCUUCAUAGCUUAACUCAUUUUGUGCCUUUCUCUUCCUUUUCAAAAUCGUCACUGGCUGGAGCUUUUUAUGGUCAUGGAUUUUAUGUUGUCUGUGGGAUCUGGCCUUGGCCUCUCCUCACGUGUAGAGGACCAGCACCAAGUUUGCACCUCUUUGCACUAUUCUCAAUUAUGAAAAAACUGACUGUUGCAAUAAGAAUUUUACCAUGCUACGUAGAAAAACCAAGAUGGAUGUGAAAGAGGGAAAUAUUUGAUUGGGAUGGAAUAUACCAGUAUGCUAAGUAGCUUGAAAAUGUAGUUUUAACAGCUUUUUAUACCUUGUUUAAUGAAAAGAAAAAAAAAAUAUUUUAUGCACCGUGUGACCUGCAGCCAGACGUGUUAAUUGUCCCUCCAGACCUUGUGUUGGUAUCCGAGAGCAGCAGCUUGCGCUAGGACCUCUUCCUCUACUAACCUCCAACUUUGCACUGAACUUUUUAUUACUGCCUUUGUACGACAGCUGCCUGUCUCUGGACGCAUGUGCGAUCUUUGGUAAACGCUCUUUUCUCUAUUUUUACAACUGUAGGGUUGUGUAGAACCCCCCGUCACCCGCCUUAAGGCCGGGGCUGCCCCGGGCCCGCCGCAUCCCCCUGGCCGGGCGCUCCCUGAGGGCGCAGCGCGCCGGGGGGGGCCGGAGGGCAGCGAGAGCAGGGCGCCUCCCUCCGUCUGUGUAUCUCUGAGAACCAAAUACUUCCAUUAAACGAUAAUAAAGAUGUACAACACGGCCCCGCGUCGGGCGCGUUCGCUGUGACUCCGUAACUCUCCUGUACGUACAUUAAACACUAUUCUGGAAUAAA